Myxocyprinus asiaticus (Chinese sucker) is the source of this 6035-nucleotide messenger RNA. RefSeq names its product lactase/phlorizin hydrolase-like. Bases 1 to 5739 code for a protein of 1912 amino acids. The record is from RefSeq and is a predicted model, not a curated record. The transcript is spliced from 17 exons. NCBI's taxonomy places the organism in Eukaryota, Metazoa, Chordata, Actinopteri, Cypriniformes, Catostomidae. Gene Ontology annotation, molecular function: hydrolase activity, hydrolyzing O-glycosyl compounds. Gene Ontology annotation, biological process: carbohydrate metabolic process.
AUGAAGAUCCUAGAGGGAUUUUUGUCUCUUAGUGUGCUGGCUAUUUUCUAUAACAACAGCAAUGCGGAACAGCAGGACUUCAUGUUACUUGCAGGCCCUCUAAGUACGCACUUUGUAAACAAUUUAAGACACAGGCCUUUGGACAGCCAAACUUUGCCUUUAGGAUCUUCAGAGGAGGAUGAUGUGUUUAACUGCAGAAGUGCACUGCCUCAACAAUCCAGAGAAUACUUCCUGUACCUUCAGAGCAGAGGGGUGAACCAAUUUAAAGUUCCCCUGUCCUGGUUUCACAUCCUUCCCACAUGUGACCCCAGCCAGCCACAUGAAGACACUGUGACAUGCUACAAGACACUUGUGCAGCAGUUGACUGAAGUAGGCAUCAAACCUCUGCUGGUGCUCCAUCGCUCUGCAGUACCAGAACCCUUCAGAACCAGAUAUGGAGGCUGGGAGAAUCCGUUACUGGUGGAGAGGUUUGAGCAAUAUGCAGGAUUUGUGUUCACUACAUUUGGGGAACUGGUAGACACAUUUAUCACGUUCAGUCACCUACAUGAACUUCAUGAUGAAGGGCAACAAAUUGCUCUCCAGUCCCAUGCAAAUGUCUACAAACUCUACUAUCAAAUGAACAAAGGGCUUCAUUUGUCUCUUGGGAUAAGAGCCAAUGAUGUUACCUCCAUUUAUCAAAAGGGGUCAAAAAUCAUGGCAUAUAUGGAUUUCCUCUCUCUGCAUAUGGAGUACAACUGCAAAUUGCAAACAUCUGUGACUGAGGAAUUGAGGAAGUUAUAUAUGAACAUCGGUCAAUCAUCCAUUCUUAUGUAUCAGUUGACCAUCAAGGAUUGUGAUGAAUAUGAGUAUUAUUUUCAGCCUCUUACCAGUAUUCUUCAAGUUUUACAGAACAAAAAUCUUCACAUCAGGGGCUAUGACAUCACACACCUUUUUAGAAAACUAGAUCAACAUGAAACACCCAGAAGUUUGCAGAGUGACGAUGCACUGACUGGCUUCCAUCAGAAAUCAGCUUCUCCAUUUUCAUACCAGAAAGUGUGGGAGAACUUUAAAGAUCAAACCGAAAGUGAGCGGGAUGUGUUCCUGAAUGAAUCGUUCCCAGAUGAUUUUCAGUGGUCUGUCUCCAGUGAGAGCUUCAAAGUGGAGGGUGGUUGGUCUGAACAUGGGAAGGGUGAGACCAUAUGGGACCGUUUUAGCCAUGAGGGUAAUGUCUUUGACAACCAGACCACUGAUUUGGCCUGUGACAGUUAUCACAAGGUGGACUAUGAUGUGUAUCUGCUUAGGGGCAUGUUGUCCCCUAAUUAUCAAUUCUCAAUUUCCUGGGCUCGCAUUUUCCCCACUGGACGCAAAGACAGUUUGGUUGAUAAGGGAGCUGCUUAUUAUGACAAUUUGAUCAAAACACUCCUACAAUCAGGCGUUGAACCCAGUGUAACCCUUUAUCACUGGGACCUCCCCCAAGCACUGCAGGACCAAGGUGGCUGGACUAACAACUCUAUUGUGGAAGCUUUCAAAGAAUUUGCUGACUUCUGCUUCUCUCGAUAUGGAGACAGAGUCAAAACAUGGAACACCUUUGGCAGCCCCUGGGUAGUGAGCAACUUGGGGUAUGGAACAGGGGAACAUCCCCCAAGUAUCAAGGACCCAAUAGUGGCUUCUUACCAGGUGACACACAAUAUUCUGAAAUCUCAUGCUGAAGCCUGGCACAUUUAUAAUGAUAAAUACAGAAAACUGCAGGGUGGAAAAGUGGGCAUUGCACUUAACUCAGAAUGGGCAGAGCCAAAGAAUCCCUCAAGUGUCCAAGAUAUAAAAGCAGCUGAGCGCUAUUUAAGUUUCAUGUUAGGCUGGUUUGCUCACCCAAUAUUUGUAAAUGGAGACUAUCCAACGGUGCUUAAGGAUCAAGUUGAGAAAAAGAAAGCCGUCUGUGGUAAAGAGCUAGCAAGACUCCCUGUCUUUACUGAGGCAGAGAAAAAAAGAAUACAAGGCACAGCUGAUUUCUUUGGACUUAAUCACUACACUUCUCGACUCAUCAGUGAAAGCUUGAAUAGUUGUGAUCCUGGACCAAAUAAUGUUGGGGACUUCCAGGCUCAUAUUGACCCCACCUGGCCCACCACAGCUUCUGACCAGAUCCAUUCUGUUCCUUGGGGUCUUCGACGUUUAUUGAACUACAUCUCUUCAGAGUAUACAUCCAUCACGAAGGUGCCAAUCUACAUCACAGGAAAUGGAAUACCCACUGAGUACAAUGGUGAAGUGCUCAAUGACACUGAGCGUGUUGACUUCCUCAAAGCUUACAUUAAUGAGGCAAUGAAAGCUAUUCUUCAGGAUAAAAUUGCUGUCCAAAGGUUUACAGUACAAUCUCUAAUGGAUGAAUUUGAGGGUCCUCAAGGUUACAGUCAACGAUUUGGAUUGCAUUAUGUAAACUUUGAAGAUCCAGACAGGCCAAGAACUCCAAAAACAUCUGCAUAUUAUUACUCAAAGGUAAUUGAGAGAAAUGGAUUUGCUGAGACUUCAGCAAACCCUGAAAAGGAAAUCUAUGAAAAUACAAUUAAUGGCUUAAGGCUCCGAAGCCUGCCCCCAUCUGAGGUUCCUUCAAAAUCCAAGGUUGUUUGGGAAAAGUUCUCCUCCCAGACCAAGUUUCAGAGAAAACUUUAUCAUUAUGGAACAUUUCCAGAGGGAUUCCACUGGGGUGUCUCUUCCUCAGCAUAUCAGGUUGAAGGUGGCUGGAAUGCAGAUGGAAAGGGGCUGAGUAUCUGGGACACUUUCACUCAAAAACCUGGUAAUACCCCAAACAAUGACAAUGGUGAUGUGGCAUGUGACAGCUACAGUAAAAUAGAUGAAGAUUUAUAUAUGUUGAGGGCCCUGAAAGUGAAGAUUUAUAGAUUCUCCUUGUCAUGGUCUCGAAUCUUUACCAAUGGUUAUAAAUCUUCUCUUAACCAGAAAGGGGUGGACUACUACAACAGGCUCAUUGAGGGUCUCAUAGCAAACAAUAUCACACCCAUGGUGACUCUCUACCAUUGGGACCUUCCACAAGCUUUACAGAACAUUAAGGGCUGGGAAAACCCUGAUUUGAUUGACAUUUUCAAAGAAUAUUGUGACUUCUGCUAUGCAACAUUUGGAGACAGGGUGAAGUUUUGGAUAACAUUUAAUGAACCCCAGACAAUUGCAUGGUCAGGGUAUGGACUGGGCCAUAUUCCACCAAAUGUGAAGCAACCAGGAGAUGCUCCAUACAAGGUGGCACACAACCUGCUAAAAGCUCAUGCAAAAGCAUAUCACACCUAUCAUGAAAAAUACAGGGCAACCCAAGGAGGACUGGUCUCCAUUAGUCUGAAUUCUGAAUGGGCAGAACCCCUAGAUGUGAACAUCCCUCGAGAGGUGGUGGCUGCUGAUCGAGCUCUACAGUUCCAACUAGGCUGGUUUGCACAUCCCAUCUUUAAAAAUGGCGACUACCCUGAUUCCAUGAAGUGGCAGGUUGGCAACAAGAGUGAACUUCAAGGCUUGACAGAAUCCCGGUUGCCUUCAUUUACUGAUGAAGACAAAGCCUACAUCAAAGGCACAGCUGAUUUAUUCUGCAUUAACACAUACUCUACCAAAGUUGUAUGUCAUGUGACAAGCAGACUUUCUCCUGAGUCUUACGAGAAUGAUCAGGACGUUGGGAAGAAAGAUGCAGAUGACUCUGAAAAUACUGCUGUUAAAGACCAGAAGGCUGUUGCUUGGGGAUUAAGGAGACUUCUUAACUGGAUUAAGGAAGAAUAUGGAAACCCUGAGAUUUAUAUAACAGAAAAUGGUGUGGCUACAGGCACAGACAUAACAGUUGAUGACACUGAUAGAAUAUUCUUUCUAAAGACUUAUGUCGAUGAGGUUCUUAAAGCACACAACCUGGAUGGAGUUCAUGUUAAGGGAUACAUUGCCAGCUCUCUGAUGGACUCUUUUGAGUGGCUGAAUGGCUACGAUGUUGGCUAUGGACUUCACUAUGUGAACUUUAAACAUUCAAGUCGACCACGAACUCCAAAACGCUCAGCUCACCUCUACUUUGAUAUAGUGAGAAAUAAUGGCUUUCCACUGCCAGAGGAAGAGAAAAUGAUAUAUGGACAUUUCCGUGAGGGAUUUGUCUGGAGCACAGCGACAGCUGCAUAUCAGAUAGAGGGAGCCUGGAGAUCAGAUGGGAAAGGUCUCAGCAUCUGGGACAAAUUUGCACACACUGCUUUAAAGAUAUCGCAAGAUGAAAAUGGUGACAUUGCCUGCGACAGCUAUCACAAGUUCAAUGAGGACGUCAAUAAUCUCAAAACUCUGAGGGUAAACCACUACCGGUUUUCUAUUUCAUGGCCCAGAAUUAUGCCAGAUGGAACUAACAGGAAAAUUAAUGAGGCUGGGCUCAACUACUACCACAGACUAGUGGAUGCACUUUUGGCAGCCAAUAUCAAGCCACAGGUGACUCUGUACCACUGGGAUCUUCCACAAGCUCUCCAAGAUGUUGGAGGCUGGGAGAAUGACACCAUUGUUGAUAGGUUCAGGGAAUACGCUGAUGUUGUAUUUAACAGUCUGGGAGACAAAGUCAAAUUCUGGAUAACUAUAAAUGAACCCUACAAUGUUGCUAUGGUAGGACAUGGCUAUGGAAGUGCAGCACCAGGUAUAAGCUUCAGACCAGGCACUGCACCAUAUAUUGUGGCACACAACCUCCUGAAGGCCCAUGCUGAGGCCUGGCACCUGUAUGAUGACAAGUAUCGCACAAAACACGGUGGUAUUGUUGGCAUCACUAUAAAUUCUGACUGGGCUGAACCAAGAAACCCCUACAAGCAGGAAGAUGUUGAUGCCGCCAUACGCAUAAUUCAGUUCCAGAUUGGCUGGUUCGCUCAUCCAGUAUUCAAUGGAGAUUAUAGUGAUUUAAUGAAGAACAUAAUUCGUGAGAGAAGUUUAGCGGCAGGACUGCCUGAAUCAAGGCUUCCAGAAUUUACCCCAGCAGAAGUAGCAAGGAUUAAGGGUACUCAUGAUUACUUUGGAUUCAACCACUACACUACUGUCUUAGCCUAUAACUUUGACUACAAGAAUCUCCAGCACUAUGACGCAGACAGGGGGGCAGGAACUGUUACUGAUCGUACAUGGCUAGAUUCUGGAUCCUUCUGGUUGAAAGUAACUCCUCCAGGAUUCCGAAAAAUUCUAAAAUUCAUCAAGGACGAAUAUGGAGACCCUCCUGUUUACAUUACUGAGAACGGAGUAUCAGAAAGAGGUCCAACGGAUCUGAAUGAUGUUCACCGAAUUCACUAUUUUGAAAACUACAUUAAUCAAGCUUUGAAAGCAUAUCUGCUGGAUGGAGUGGACAUCCGUGGCUAUGCUGCCUGGACCCUAAUGGACAAUUUCGAAUGGGCUACAGGUUAUGAUGACAAAUUUGGACUUUUCUAUGUAAAUCGAUCAGAUCCCACUUUACCACGCAUUCCUAAGAAAUCUGUCUGGCACUAUGCUACAAUUGCCAACUGUAAUGGUUUCAUUGACCCAAGAGAAGGUCCCAAUGAAUGUCAGAUCCUUGAACCUGAAGGGACUACUCCUCAACCUUCACCCAGUGGGGAGCUGUUGGUGAACUUCUUGGGCUUGGAAGUGUCAGGUCCUAAAGCUGAAGUGGCUCUCAAUUCCCUCUUCAGUCUCAUCAUUAUUGGUGCAAUCGCUGUUGUCCUCUUGGUGUAUGGACUUGUCAAGGCAACCAAGAAACCAAAGCAUCCUUUAGAACAACACAUUAACCUUGAGAAUAAGUUCUGAACAUGACACAUGGCUCUACUAAUAAUCACCAAACAUUUAUUUAAAUGAAAGAAAACUGAAAUUAUGUACAUGCAUUUCUUAAACCCGUGCCACAGAAGCAAUUUUAUUUAUUUAUUUUUUACAGUGAAUAUAUCACAACUUGAAAUUGGCGUCAUUAGACAAAAUAUUAUUAAUAAUGACUUGAUACAAACUGAAUUGACUCUCCACUUACAAUAUUCUACAAUGUUAGUUUCCUUAAAUUAACAGGCAUGAGUCACAAAAAACUUUCGUUUUCGUUUUCAGUUUAAGAACAGUGU